AUGUUACCCCAAGUCUAUGUUUUGUUUCCUGCACUGCUAGCCUCCUGGGCAGCAGCUUCCCCUGCUUUCCUCAAUCCACGCUACCCGCAGGUGAUCCCUCACCCGUCUCCCAUUGAGAAACGUGCCGAUGGAGACAUAGCUUUGCCAGCCAGUGAAUGUGGUUCUCCUUGUAUAGUCAGCUUUGAGCCAAUUACUACGAUAGUCACUAUAUCUAUUCCAGAUCAGACUGUCUGGGUAGCAAGUGUCAGCCAGUCUGUUACCUUUGACUUUCCCCCGGUCACCACGACCACAGUCUUCCAACCAAGUGCGCAAACAUUCUCCAAUAAUGAUCCGGUUGCCACCCCGACAAUUACACUCCAACCAUUGCAGGUAGGAUCUGUUAUGGUUUUCGGCAGUGAAGAUAUGGACAUUGACGAUGCCAUGGACAUUGAUGAUGGCAUGGCUGUCCAUCAUCAUGAGCAAAUCAUCCUACCGGUGGAAUACAUGCUCAUUGACGAUGAUCCAGUGGAGUAUCGGAAACUUCCCGAAUACAACCCGUAUGAUUUGGGAAACAAUUGUGCCAUCAUCACCAUGUCUUAUUUGAUGGGAAUGGGAUUACAUGAUUUUCUCACGCAUGUGGAAUUGAUGCAGCCCGGACCAACUCGAACUGGCAUUACCACCACCGAGAUGCAAGAAUUUCUCGAAUACACCGGUCGCAGGUUCAUACUUGGGCCAUAUGAUUCCCGUCGCAACAGUCUGAACUCAUUGUUGGCCGAGUUUGGUGUUGACAAGCUUGGAAUUUGCUACUGCCGCGAUGAUGCAUCGGGGCAUUGUGUUGUGUGGGAGAAAAACCGUUUCUGGGAUUUCCAAACCUCUGAUGCCCCAAUACCAUUUACCAAGGAGCCAGACCCCACCUUGACCCAGGACGAAAUAAGAGACGUGUUAUUUAUCGAAACCGACGGAGGUAUCCCCAUCACGAACUACCUAAUACCGCGUGAUGUGCCAAUACAAUAUGGGAAUGGGGUGACUGGAGUGAUCAGAGUGAUACCAUACUUCUUUGUCAUUUAUUAA
Molecule: messenger RNA, 1050 nt
Organism: Penicillium vulpinum
Lineage: Eukaryota; Fungi; Ascomycota; Eurotiomycetes; Eurotiales; Aspergillaceae
Exons: 2
Coding region: 1-1050 (349 amino acids)
Source: RefSeq, a predicted model, not a curated record